Molecule: messenger RNA, 924 nt
Organism: Brassica rapa (field mustard)
Lineage: Eukaryota; Viridiplantae; Streptophyta; Magnoliopsida; Brassicales; Brassicaceae
Source: RefSeq, a predicted model, not a curated record
AUGGUACAUCAAUCUCCCUACAAGUUCGUAGAACAAUUCGCGAGUAGCAGGAGCCUGGAGAAGACUUCAGACGGUCUCUACGAGAUCCUCCAGCAUCGAGCAGAACCCCUGCUGGACUACAUAGCCCGUUUCAAUCAAGAGAAAGUAGCGGUCCUUGAAUGCAGUAUCCCUACCGCAAUCUCUGCCUUCAAGAAAGGCAUACUUCCAGACGGAGGGCUCUACAAAGAGCUAACCAUGUACCCUUGCAAAACCAUGGAGGAUGUGCUAUCCCGAGCGUGGGCACAGGUGAAGUGGGAAGAGGACGUCGCUAUCCGCGCCAAGGCUCAACCCAAACAGGAUCAAAGGUCCACCCGAUCAGACCGGGGAGACCGAGAAGAAAGAUCCUCCCAAAAGGGAUCCAAGGACUCUGGAAGCAGGAACCAGGGCAGGUUCCAAUACCGACCAUUAGAAAAAGAAGAGGGCAUGUCUAUGUCUGCCUGGCCCGAUAUCUCCCAUCUCUCAAUAUCCACACCAGAGCUGGUCAUAACGCUGAGGCAGAUAGGCCAACAGGUCAAGUGGCCCCCAAAGAUGAAAGCACCUGGCUCGUUCCGGAACCCGGGACUCUGGUGCGACUUCCAUCGUGAUCAUGGCCACAAAACUGAAGACUGCGUCGCCCUGAAUAUCGAGGUCAACAAACGGCUCCAAAAGGGGCAUCUCCGAGAAUUCCUUUCAGAGAAAGCCAAGGCUCAUUUUAGCAAAGAAGCAUCGGGGAAAUCCAAAGGAGACGCACCAAGCUCACCACCUCGCCAGGACCGGGUGAUUCAUGUCAUCUCAGGAGGCUCUGGCGUAAGUGGCGUGAUUCAUGCAGCUGCGAAGAAGAGACUGCUCAAACCUAAACGCCUACUUCUAGGUACCGACGAGAUAAGCUUCACAGCCAAGGAGUAA